AUCCAUUGCUGCUUUUUUUGUACUACCAUGUCUACAAGAUUGGCUGCUUCUGUGAGGCGUUCUGCCCUCUCAGCACGUUAUUCGCCGCGUAUAAAAACAUUUAGACCCGCCGUGCAACAUAGAUGGACUUCUUCCGCUUCUUCGGAACCACACCAGCCAGACGCAAAAGACACCGUCAAGGGCGCCCCAGCGCCUGCCAAGACCAUCGAAUUCACCUCCAAAAAGUAUCCUGAGAUCAAGCGAGACUCCAAAUUCGCAAAACUGACUCCAGCGCACGUCCAGUACUUUCAAGAUCUUUUGGGCUCUGAAUCUGCUGUUUUGGAUGGCGUAUCAAAGGAUGCAUCCGAGGACAUUGAGCCGUACAAUAGUGACUGGAUGCGCAAGUUCCGCGGCCAUGCCCAGCUCGUGCUUAGACCUAGCUCCACAGAGGAAGUGAGCAAAAUCUUGAAGUAUUGCAAUGAAAACAUGCUUGCCGUGGUGCCACAAGGCGGUAACACCGGCCUGGUGGGCGGGUCAGUUCCCGUGUUUGAUGAGAUUGUCAUCUCGCUCCAGAAAAUGAGCAAGAUCCGAUCGUUCGAUGAUGUUUCCGGCAUCCUCGUUGCCGAUGCUGGUGUCAUUCUCGAAGUUGCCGACAACUUCCUUGCUGAGAAAAACCACAUCUUCCCUCUAGAUCUCGGAGCCAAAGGUUCGUGCCACGUUGGUGGUAACGUCGCGACCAAUGCCGGAGGUUUGCGACUCUUGCGUUACGGAAGUCUUCACGGCAACGUGCUCGGUAUCGAAGCUGUGUUACCCGACGGACGUAUCAUGAAUGACCUUAUGACGCUCAGGAAGAACAACACCGGCUACGACCUCAAACAACUUUUCAUCGGUGGUGAGGGUACCAUCGGCAUCGUAACGGCCAUCUCCAUUCUCUGCCCACAGCGUUCGCAGGCCGUCAAUGUCGCCUACUUUGGGUUGGAAAGCUACGAGCAGGCACAAAAGGCUUUCCGGGCGGCUAAAAACCAGCUGGGAGAGAUCCUGUCUGCUUUCGAGAUGAUGGACGGGCGCACGCAAACAAUGCUGAAAAAUGUCACCGGUCGCAAGAUGCCUUUGGAGGGAGAGCAUCCGUUCUAUUGCUUGAUCGAGACCAGCGGAUCCAAUACGGACCACGACAGCGAGAAACUUCAAAAUUUCCUGGAACACGUCAUGGAGCAAGAGAUUGUUUCCGAUGGUGUCAUGUCGGAGAACCAGACGCAAUUUGCCGACAUCUGGUCGUGUCGCGAAGGUAUCACUGAAAUCCUUGGUCACUGGGGUGGUGUGUACAAGUACGACCUCUCGCUACCCAUUGCCGAUCUCUACGCCCUGGUCGAUGAGACUCGUGAACGUUUGGCCCAGGCCGGUCUUCUUGGCGAUAGCGAGUCGCACCCUGUCGUAGAUGUCGUUGGGUACGGUCAUAUGGGGGACGCCAAUCUGCAUCUCAACAUCCCCACAAGAGGGUAUAACAAGGAGGUCGAAAAAGCGCUCGAGCCAUGGGUCUAUGAAUGGGUCCAGAAGAAGAAUGGAAGUAUCAGUGCCGAACAUGGUCUCGGUGUGACGAAGAAGCCGUACAUUGGAUACAGCAGGGACGACACUAUGAUUGGCAUGAUGAAACAGAUCAAAAAUCUGUAUGACCCGAAUGGUAUCAUGAAUCCAUACAAGUACAUAUAG
Molecule: messenger RNA, 1686 nt
Organism: Periconia digitata
Lineage: Eukaryota; Fungi; Ascomycota; Dothideomycetes; Pleosporales; Periconiaceae
Source: the annotation of a GenBank genome assembly